AUUUUAUUCACUAUAUUGGAGCCAUAGAUGGCAAGCACGUUAUUAUUCAAUGUCCCAAUAAUGCUGGAUCAGCGUUUUUUAAUUAGAAAAAGUCACAGUAUAGUACUCAUGGCUAUUUGCGACGCAAAUUACAUUAUCCGUUGUGUGGAUAUUGGGGCUUAUGGCCGAAGAAGUGAUGGCGAUAUUUUUAAGGACAGUGCUAUAGGAAAAGCAUUUGAAGAUCGAAUAAAUAUCCCACAGCCAGCAGCAAUUAAGGAAGGAGGACUUAUUUUACCAUAUUGUCUUGUGGGAGACGAAGCCUUUCCUUUAAAAUCAUAUUUACUUCGUCCGUAUCCGGGAAGAGGUGGACUUACACCAGAACAAGAUAUAUACAAUUAUCGUUUAAGUCAUGCAAGACGAAUAAUAGAAAACACAUUCGGUAUAAUCGCCAGUCAAUGGAGAGUAUAUAGAAAACCAAUUAUCGCCAGUCCUAUAUAUACAGGGUGUCUCAGAAAAUGUUACUGAAACACAGUGGGGACAUAGAUUGG
Messenger RNA from Trachymyrmex cornetzi, 527 nucleotides. RefSeq lists its product as uncharacterized. Lineage: Eukaryota; Metazoa; Arthropoda; Insecta; Hymenoptera; Formicidae. The transcript is spliced from 2 exons. The coding region runs from base 28 to 504 and encodes 158 amino acids. The record is from RefSeq and is a predicted model, not a curated record.